AUGAAGCUGUUUCUGGUUCUUGUUAUUCUGCUUUUUGAGGUACUCACAGAUGGAGCACGACCCAGAAAAUGCUCUAAUGAGAUCGGAGGCUUCUGCAGGAAGAAAUGCAAAGUAGGGGAAGUCUAUGAAUCGGGAUGUCUAAGGAGAAAAUUAUGUUGUGUUGAUGAAUACGAGAGAAGAAAGUACUUGGCAGCCCAUAAUCCGCCACGUCAACCAGGGAAGAAGGUUGACCGGGAUGAGAAGCUGGACUACAGUAUUUUACCCACCGUCACUCUCGUCACAAUCGAUUUCUAA
Messenger RNA from Otolemur garnettii (small-eared galago), 294 nucleotides. RefSeq names its product defensin beta 128 (gene DEFB128). The transcript has 2 exons. Bases 1 to 294 code for a protein of 97 amino acids. The record is from RefSeq and is a predicted model, not a curated record. Lineage: Eukaryota; Metazoa; Chordata; Mammalia; Primates; Galagidae.